ACCACAUUAUCGAAUGAAACUAUAAAUAGCAGUGGGAGGGUUGGUAGAAGGCGUGAGCCCGUGAGGUUGGAGUUUGAGGACGCACAAUUAACUCACAAUGUGGAAAGCGUUGGGAUAUGCAGCGUCGCGUCUCGGUCGAUCGCGGCCGUUCACCACCGCGAUCCCUGGACCCUGUAUCGUCCACAAGCGCGGCGCUGAUAUUCUCCAUGAUCCCUGGUUCAACAAGGAUACAGGUUUCCCGAUAACUGAACGAGAUCGACUGGGCCUUCGUGGUCUUCUCCCACCUCGUGUUAUAUCAUUCGAACAUCAAUAUUCACGUUUCAUGGAGUCAUUUCACUCGCUUGAAAAAAAAACUCUCGGUCAUUCGGAGGGUGAUGUGUCACUGGCGAAAUGGAGGAUCUUAAACCGACUUCAUGACAGAAAUGAGACAUUGUACUACCGAGUUCUUAUUGAUAACAUCAAUGAUUUUGCUCCUAUUGUGUACACUCCAACUGUAGGAUUGGUAUGCCAAAAUUACUCAGGGUUGUUCAGACGCCCACGUGGGAUGUAUUUCAGUGCCAAAGAUAAGGGAGAGAUGAUCUCUAUGAUCUAUAACUGGCCUUCUGAUCAGGUAGACAUGAUUGUGCUGACAGAUGGAAGUCGCAUUCUUGGUCUAGGUGAUCUUGGAGUUCAGGGGAUUGGCAUACCAAUUGGCAAACUUGAUAUGUAUGUUGCAGCUGCUGGCAUCAAUCCCCGAAGAGUACUUCCUAUUAUGCUUGAUGUUGGAACAAACAAUCAUAAGCUUCUAGAAGACCCUCUAUAUCUGGGAUUGCGGCAGCAUAGGUUAGAAGGAGAAGAAUAUUUAUCCAUAGUUGAUGAAUUGGUGGAAGCUAUUCAUGCUCGUUGGCCAAAGGCUAUUGUGCAGUUUGAGGAUUUUCAAGCAAAGUGGGCAUUUGAGACUCUACAUCGCUAUCGGAAAAGGCUUUGCAUGUUCAAUGAUGACGUACAGGGAACUGCUGGUGUUGCUCUAGCUGGUCUGUUAGGGACUGUUAGAGCGCAGGGUCGACCAUUAACUGAUUUUGCCAAUCAAAAAAUAGUUGUGGUUGGAGCCGGAAGUGCAGGGCUUGGUGUUCUGAACAUGGCAAUGCAGGCUGUUUCGAGAAUGUCAGGGCCAUCAGCGAAUCCCCACUUUUUUGUUGUGGAUAAGAACGGUCUUAUCACAGAAGAGAGGCAGGACCUUGAUCCAGCUGUUUUUCCUUUUGCUAAAGCGGCCCAGCAUGAGAUCAAGAGCAUAGGACUUCAUGAAGGUGCAAGUCUUGCUGAAGUGGUUAAAAAGGUUAAGCCUCAUGUGCUUCUUGGUUUGUCUGGAGUGGGUGGUAUCUUCACUGAGGAGGUGCUAAGGGCAAUGCGUGAGUCGGAUUCCUCUAAACCUGCUAUCUUUGCGAUGUCAAAUCCCACAACUAAUGCUGAAUGCACUGCUGCCGAUGCUUUUAAGUAUGCUGGUGGAAAUAUUGUGUUUGGUAGCGGGAGCCCCUUUGACAAUGUUGACUUGGGAAAUGGAAAAGUUGGUCACGUAAAUCAAGCAAAUAAUAUGUACCUCUUCCCAGGGAUCGGUUUGGGAGCUCUCCUUUCUGGUGCAAGACAUAUUUCUGAUACAAUGCUGGAAGCAGCUGCCGAGCGCCUUGCUUCUUAUAUGUCAGACGAUGAAGUCAAACAGGGAAUCUUGUAUCCAUCAAUUAACAACAUAAGGGACAUUACAGCAGAGGUUGGCGCUGCUGUUUUGCGAGCAGCUGUUUCUGAAGAACUCGCGGAAGGAUAUCGCGACGUGGGGAGGAAAGAGCUAGAACACAUGUCAGAGGAGGAGAGUGUUGAACAUGUAAGGUGCAAUAUGUGGUAUCCAGUUUACAGUCCUCUUUUUGCUGCUAAUUUCCUGUACAGUUAUAGCAUGGGAAGAAGUAGAGUAUACAAUUGUUUAUGCUGUUUUCUCCAUGUUCGUCUUGGCAAAACAAAUGGU
This is a messenger RNA of Ipomoea nil (Japanese morning glory), 1993 nucleotides long. RefSeq names its product NAD-dependent malic enzyme 59 kDa isoform, mitochondrial-like. The annotation marks the transcript as partial. Gene Ontology annotation, cellular component: mitochondrion. The record is from RefSeq and is a predicted model, not a curated record. Gene Ontology annotation, biological process: malate metabolic process; pyruvate metabolic process. Gene Ontology annotation, molecular function: malate dehydrogenase (decarboxylating) (NAD+) activity; NAD binding. Lineage: Eukaryota; Viridiplantae; Streptophyta; Magnoliopsida; Solanales; Convolvulaceae. The transcript is spliced from 20 exons.